Molecule: messenger RNA, 1419 nt
Organism: Manis pentadactyla (Chinese pangolin)
Lineage: Eukaryota; Metazoa; Chordata; Mammalia; Pholidota; Manidae
Product: protein Shroom1-like
Exons: 4
Coding region: 142-558 (138 amino acids)
Biological process (GO): cell morphogenesis; actin filament bundle assembly
Cellular component (GO): adherens junction; cortical actin cytoskeleton; apical plasma membrane
Molecular function (GO): actin filament binding
Source: RefSeq, a predicted model, not a curated record
GUGUUCCACCAGGCCCCACGGAGCUGGCCAGCCUCAGCAUUCGCCCAUGGAGGCCCGGAGUGGGCCAGGCGUGGGGCUGCUCUGGAGGCUGCAGUGGGCCAGGCCUGUGCACCCCAUGAGCUAGAGCGGUUCAGCGGGUUCAUGGCUGACCUAGAGCGGGUGCUUGGCCUCCUUCUACUGCUUGGCAGUCGCCUGGACCGCGUGCGCGGUGCCCUGGCUCGGGCUGUUGCAGACUGUGACCCUGAUGAACAGCUCCAGGCCUCUCUCCUGCAGCGACUGGGGCUCCUGGAGCAGCAGCAGGAAGAUGCCAAGGAGCUGAAGAGGCACGUGGCACGGUGCGAGCGGGCCCUGCGGGAGGUGCUGGUGCAGGCCCUGUCAACUGCAGAGCUGCACGCCUACAGUGCCCUGCUGGUGGGCAAGGCCACGGUCCUGGCCCAGCAGCGCAGCUUGGACAAGUGGGUCCGACUCCAGGAUCAACUUGACACCGUCAGGAGCUCCCCUCACCUAGUUGCAGGCCAGGAGGAUGGGGAGCAUGGCACCUGCCUCUUACCAACAUGACUGGGACAGACACUGUUUUCCUGGCUCUUUUCCCUCGGGGGAGGGGAAGACCCAGGCCUGGCCUUCCCAGAAUGCUUCUUCCAGGUGUUCUCCUGUGGCUCCACCUAGGUCUUAUGGAUUAUUUGAUCCAAACUGUGCCUGACUAGAGCAGAAGAGGGAUGGCAGUUGCUAGGAAGACUGGAGAGAAUAGGCCUGAAGACAGGAGGAAUCGGGGGGAUGCUGGGCCCUCAACGCUACUGCCCCCAUGCCCCAAUUCCUAACUGUUUCAGUGACUGUCACACAACAGAAGCCUAGGCCUGGUUGGCGGAGUCCAGUUCUCCUUUGCUGUUCUUACCCAAGCCCACAGCCCCACAGUGGCAGUAGGGUACUGCUUCCCUUCAAGACUCCAGGGAUAGAGAAUUUCCCCAAAUGGAAAACAGGUUCAGUUACUUUGCUGCCUAAUAACCCUGACAAAUGUCCAGUACACUCGGAUUUUCCAGUACAUUCAUUCCAAGACUCAGAAAGAACUUUCUUCCUCUUUCAAUUAUGUUAUGAAAACGGAGUUUAUCCAACUCCCCUUUGGAAACCCCACUGGGUCCCCCAGGCUUGAGGAGGCAGUUGGGGCUGGGAGCUGAAGCUCAGGCUUAGGGGACUUGGAGGCCUACCAUGCAGGGGAUGAGAACCCGGAGAGGCAGCUCCACUUGUGUGCUAGAGAUGCUGAUCUGGGGACGGGCUAGGGUUGGGAGUCAGGAAUUAGGGGCUGGAGUGGUAUAAACAUGACUCAUACUCCCCUUUAUUUGUGCAUCAGCCCUGUGUACACAGCAUCAAUGUUAAGUUCUCAAAUAUGCAUGUGAAAAUCUGCUUUAGUAUUUGUAGCUGCAA